AUGAAUGAAGACGACGAGGAGCAGUCGCCCACGUAUCAGGGUGAGGCUUCACCAGGUGACGGUUACGGUGUUUUGCUUUUUCAUGAGGCACCGUCGGAGGGCGAAGACGACGAUAUGACGCCAACGCCUACAGCUGAUCAUGGUGCGCCUUCAGAAAAGAUAGAGGAUCAUAAUGCACCAGAGGACGAUUGUCGAGACGAGAUAAAGCGCGACGAAGAAGAUGCGGACGAGGAUGAAGGUCAUGAAGAAGAGGGAAACGCUUCGUUCCGCAGAGGAAAAAACACUGUCGACGGUCCCGCCUUACUACAUCAUGGUGAAGAUCGAGCUGAGGGUGAGUCGAGGGCUGUGACGUCUUCUGUCCAAAAAAUGACGCACAAUGGCGUAGGCGGGGACGGGGAACAAGAUGCAUCCGCGCUGGCUCCUAACGUCGUCAGCUCAGGCUCGGAAGCAUUGCCUGCAGAAUCUGCACGAAGCUAUGAAGAACAUGAUGCAUCAACGACAAAGGUACAAAAUCGCCAGCCACAAGCAACUAAAGUGUCGCCACGAGCAGGAGUAGGAGAAGCAGUAAGCGGAAGGGCCGAUGGAGGAACGCGAACGAAAAGCGAAAAGGAUACAGAAGUACAAAAGAACGAGAAUAAAGAUCCACAUGAAGUAGAGAUAGAACAAGAAGAACGUGCCAAUGCCAUUGGAGAGGAGAAUGUUGUAGUUCCCGUUGGUAUACCAUCGUCCGCUGCUCCAGGUAGCAUUUCUAGGAGUACUAGCAGCUCAGGAACCGGCGCAUGUGCAUCAGGGAACCAGUUGGCGCGUGCUCUAACUGCACUGUCAAGCGCAGAGGCAGCACUGGAUACAGCGAAUGGCAGAAUCGCGAGGCUCGAGCGCGAAAAUAGUGACCUGCGAAGUCAGGUUGAGCUACUGCAGGAAGAAGGCGCUUUGCUGAAGCAGCGCUUUCUAGAGUCAACGCCGCCUCAAAAAGUGAAAAAGCGGGUCGAGUUUGGGGUACAAACUGCUAGUCCAAUUGAAGAAUUGCUAGCCAAAGCCACGACCCUCCUCCAGGCUGACGAACAAGAUGGUCAUGCUUUUCGAGAGCUUGGAAGUAGAGUUGAUAAAGCGAUCGACGCAAGAACACUCACCAAAGCAAGUCAUCAAGACUCCACGUCCAAACUUCGUGAGGAGGGAACGAUAGAACCCAGCGCAGCAGUCACAGGAAGUCCACCAUCGAACGACACUCAAGCGAGUGGAGGACCGUCCAGUACGUUUUCUUCCGUAAUGGCGAGUACCGGCAAUCGCGUUUUUUCGAGUCUCCUUCUAACAGGAUCAAGUGCUGCCACGUCGUCGUCCUCGUCCCCGAGCUCGGAGGCUAAGUUGGCGACGGCGCGUGCUGCGUUCCUUGAGGAAAUGCUCACUAGCGAUUGCGUGACGUCGACAUCAUCUAGUUCCACCUCAUCUAUGAAACAUCAACUCGGCAAAGAAGAUUUUGAGCUUGAGGCGGCCACUACCAG
Molecule: messenger RNA, 1499 nt
Organism: Amoebophrya sp. A25
Lineage: Eukaryota; Dinophyceae; Syndiniales; Amoebophryaceae
Source: the annotation of a GenBank genome assembly